Molecule: messenger RNA, 1338 nt
Organism: Pogona vitticeps (central bearded dragon)
Lineage: Eukaryota; Metazoa; Chordata; Lepidosauria; Squamata; Agamidae
Gene: GDF9
Product: growth differentiation factor 9
Cellular component (GO): extracellular region
Molecular function (GO): cytokine activity; growth factor activity
Source: RefSeq, a predicted model, not a curated record
CCCAGUUCUAGGGAUGAAGGGGACUCUCAGCCAUGGCUGGCAUCAGAGGUGGAGGCCUCUGAACCACCUCCAACGUUGUGGUUUCCUUCAGAUGUAGAACAUGGCCGUGGCUUGUUGCCUCCUUUCUUCAAGGUGUUGUCAGAUCACAAUCACCAGGGGCUGGAAGAUGGCACCCGCAGACCACAGCCAGAUGCCAGAGCUCUGAGAUACAUGAAGAGACUAUAUAAAAUGUUUGCCACCAAGGAAGGGAUCCCAAAGGUCAACAGAAAUAAUCUCUAUAACACAGUCCGGCUCUUUAGCCCACAUGUGCAAUGCAAGCAUCCAUCUGAAGGCCAAGUAAAAGGAGAUCUUCAUUCGGUGGACCUGCUUUUCAACUUGGACUGGGUUACUCAUGUGGAGUACUUACUUAAGUCCAUCUUGCUCUAUUCAUUUGAUAAGUCCAUUUCCAAAUCUUCAGCUCUUACAUGCACAUGCAACCUCACUGUACAGGAGUACGAUGCCUCUAAUCAAGUGUGUUCCAACAUGUCACAGGCAAUGACUUUCAAUAUGCAGCUUGAAAUCAGACGCAAGUGGGUUGAGAUUGACGUGACCUCUUUUCUUCAGCCUCUGAUAGCUUCCAACAAGAGAAAUAUUCAUAUGGCUGUGAAUUUCACUUGCCUGAAAAAUGACCAGUCCCCCAAAUUGAAUCAGGACUCCUUCAAUAUGGUACUGGUAGCACCUUCUCUUCUUCUGUACCUAAAUGACACUAGUGACCAAGCUUAUCAUAGGAACAAUCGUCUCAAGCGCAGGAGGAAAAACCCUUUGUGGUCUGGACGCAGGAAGGGUUCUUUCACAGUUCCCAAUAAAGAAACUCCACAAAAAGUUCGUAAACAAGCCAAAAGAGCCCUUCGACGCCGACGAGAUGGAGGGAUGGAGAAUACACCCAUUCUAAUACAUGACUUAAGUCAAUACUAUGAACAGUUCCUCUUUCCCCAAAAUGAAUGUGAGCUUCACAACUUUUGGCUAAGAUUCAGCCAGUUGAAAUGGGACAGAUGGAUAAUUGCACCCCGCAGAUACAAUCCCCACUAUUGCAAGGGUAAAUGUCCAAGAGUAGUUGGGCAUCGCUAUGGCUCUCCUGUCCAUACGAUGGUACAGAACCUCAUUUAUGAAAAGCUAGAUUCUUCUGUUCCCAGACCCUCCUGUGUUCCUGCGGAAUAUAGCCCUCUAAGUGUCUUGAAGGUAGAGCCUGACAGAUCCAUUGUGUAUAAAGAGUAUGAAGAUAUGAUAGCUACCAAAUGUACUUGUCGUUAAACCUAGCUUAAUUUACCAGUGCUUUCCCUAGUAUUGCAAAAAAUAGAA